CUUGUCGCGAUUCUGAGGAGGAUGCGACUCAUUUACAUACGUCGUUCCGGCUGAGGAGGGGCGAGGCUGCUCGGUUCGCUACCAUCGGUGACAUAAGAUAAGCGGGUGACCCCUGCCAGCUGUCUCUCGACGUCGCCUAUACUAGUACAAGGCGUUCAAGAACCCUGCUAGUCCUCCGAGGUUGCUCCCUCGCGACCCUCAGGAGCAUGUCGUUCACUGCUUCGCCAUUGCAACCAUUCUCUAUUCACGAUACCCUUCUAGCCUGCGAAGGGGAGCGUGGCGAAGGCAGCUUGAACGACAAGCCACUACGCGUCCUCGCAUUGCGACACGACAACGCCACGUACGAACUGGUGGCGUACACUGGGCAGCCAUUCGUGGCUGUAAGCUACCCUUGGCCGGGAGCGGACACAUUCGAGCGCAUGGGAUCGAGCCGCACUUCUACUGUGGUACAUACACCCGGCGGUCCUGUCACGUCCAACCACUUCUCUCAAUUCAUCGCUCGUAACUGCCAGGCGUACAACGCUGGGUCCUCCCGCGAUGUCUGGAUUGACUAUCACUGCAUCAAUCAGGACGACACAGACGAGAAGAUGGCACAAGUGGCGAUUCUCCAACUCAUUUACGCACGAUCAGAUACCACGCUGAUCAUGCUCGAGGAUGUCGCUCUUAGCUCUGAAGAGAUGGCGAUUCUACUCAGCAACAAGGCAACUGACCAGAUAGCAACCAUGGUCCGCCGCAUUAUUGCCGCACGCUGGUUCACACGCGCAUGGUGCUCGCAGGAGCUCUUUCUGAGCCGACGGGCUGUCUUCUUCUUGCACAAUUCUUCUUCCCCUGGUGAAGCCCACCGCAUAGACUCAGACAUUCUCUGGCAGUGCGUGGAGAUCGCCCGGAGGCGCGACAGUUCCAUUCCUCUCUUCAGUCUGAGCCGAGGGAGUGUUCAGGAUCGUGCGGUGUCGAAAAAUACUUCAUGGGCACUACGCAUCGUUCACCCACUUGAAUGCAGCGACGGAUACGACAAGUUAUCACUCGUCUGCAACCUACUGCGCCACGUCUACCAAUUCAAGGCCCGUCCUACUGCUCUUCCUGCACGUGGGCACUCACUGCCAGGAUCUUUAGCACGCGUCGUGCAAUUGAACGUGCUGAAGAUGGUCAAUGUCAUGGCGAUUGCGCGCGGCGAGUAUUCGCUCCUCACCACAAACCAUGGCUCGGAUAACCCACUUCAUGGCUUGCUUGGCUUUGGAUGGGCGGGAGUGCCUAUUCACGGAGAUAAGUGCUCGGAUAAUUGGUUCCAGAAGGACUACGAAGUCGCGCGGGACCCUGACGUCGCUAUCGACGGCGGUUCCCUCCAUAUACGAGGCAUUCUCGUGGAGAUCAUACGAGAACACCACUGGAAGGUGGUGCGCGAUGGUGCCGGCCUCAGUGCUGCUGUCGACGGGAGGUCUUUGGAGUUCUGCCAGGAGUUCCCCACCAACGAGUCUUGGACGUGGUCGGCUGAACGAUUCCGCCUUCGCGACGUUAUGACGAUGCUAGCAGCCUUCGCGCACUCCGAUAGCACCUCAGCCGAAGUCUCCUUGCAGGCACGUAUCGUUCUUGCCUACGUCCUGGAGAGUCCCGGCGACUACCAGUUUCAGCCCGAGCCUGUUCCCGGAGACGUUGAAUCGCUCGUCCGAGAAAUUGUUGGAGAGGCAAUUGGUCGACUGCACUAUAUGGCCAGCGCGCUCCAAUUCAUCCACGACCCUGACGGGCAGAUGUCCUUCAGCACUAUCCUCCUCAGCGAGGGUAGCGUUCUACUCGUCAAGGGGAAUGCGCCACAGGGAUGCCUCGCCGGCCAGCUCUUGUUCCAACCCUUCGUUACACGUCCGAAACUGUUCUCUCCUCCGAUGGCGAUGACUGCAAAUUCCAUGGUCCUUGACAAGGGACCCCUCGUACGCCCGAAGGAGACAUAUCAGUGCAUUGGCUGCGUCCGAGGACUUGGGAUGUCGUUGGAAACAUCUUUUGCCGCUGAGCGCCGACUGCGGGUGGUUUGA
Molecule: messenger RNA, 2024 nt
Organism: Dichomitus squalens LYAD-421 SS1
Lineage: Eukaryota; Fungi; Basidiomycota; Agaricomycetes; Polyporales; Polyporaceae
Exons: 3
Coding region: 207-2024 (605 amino acids)
Source: RefSeq, a predicted model, not a curated record